GCCGUGGGGCUGGCCAUGGACCUGGCCGUGGGGCUGGGUGUCGGGCUGGCCGUCGGGCUGGCCGUCGGGCUGGCAGUCGGGCUGGGCUGGCCGUCGGACUGGUCGCGGAGCUGGCAAUCGGGCUAGCCGUGGGGCUCGCGGUCGGGCUGGCCGUGGGACCAGCCGUGGGGCUGGCUGUAGGGAUGGUCGUGGGGCUGGCAGUCGGGCUGGCGGUGGGGCUGGCCGUCAGACUGAUGGCCGUGGGGCUGGCCAUGGAGCUGGCGGUCAGGCUGGUCGUGGGGCUGGCCGUGUGGCCAGCCGUGGGGCUGGCCGUGGGGCUGGCCGCGGGGCAGGCCGGGGGGCUGGCAGUCGGGCUGGCCGCGGGGCGGGCCGCCGGGCUGGCCGCGGGGCUGGCCGUGGGACAGGCCGUGGGACUGGCCGUGUGGCAGGCCGUGGGACUGACAGUCGGGCUGGCCGUGGGGCCGUCGGUCGGGCUGGCCGUGGGGCUGGCCGUCGGACUGGCCGUGGGGCUGGCAGUCGGGCUGGCCGUGGGACUGGCCGGGGCUGGGCUGGCAGUCGGGCUGGCCGUCAAGCUGGCCGUGGGGCUGGCAGUCGGGUUGGCCGUAGGGCUGGCCGUGGGGCUGGUCGUCGGGCUGGCCGUAGGUCUGGCCGUGGGGCGGGCCGCGGGGCUGGCAGUCGGGCUGGCCACGGGGCUGGCCGUCGGGCUGGCCGUCUGGCUGGCCGCGGGGCUGGCCGUGCUGGCCGUGGGGCUGGCAGUCGGGCUGGCCGUCGGGCUGGCCGUGGGGCUGGCAGUCGGGUUGGCCGCGGGGCCGGGCGUGGGGCUGGCAGUCGGGCUGGCCACGGGACAGGCCAACGGGCUGGCCGUCAGGCAGGCCGUGGGGCUGGCCGUCGGGCGGGCCGUGGGGCUGGCAGCCGGGCUGGCUGGGGGGCUGGCCGCCAGGCUGGCCGUGGGGCUGGCCGUUAGGCUGGCCGUCGGGCUGGCCGUGGGGCUGGCAGUCGGGCUGGCUGCGGGGCUGGCAAUCGGGCUGGCAGUCGGGCUGGCCGACGGACUGGCCGUCAGGCGGGCCGUGUGGCUGGCCGCGGGGCAGGCCGGGGGGCUGGCAGUCGGGCUGGCCGGGGGGCGGGCCGCCAGGCUGGCCGCGGGGCUGGCCGUUGGGCUGGCCGCGCUCCGCCGCGGCGGCGCCAGCCACCGCGGGCUGGCCGUGGGGCAGGCCGUGGGGCUGGCAGAUGAGCUGGCCACGGGGCUGGCCGACGGGCUGGCCGUCAGGCUGACCGUGGUGGCCCGCCGCGGCGGCCGCGGCGGCAGCCGCCACGCCAGCCGCGGCGGCGGCGGCAGGCGACAGCGCCGCAGCGCGCGCCACCGCGGCGGCGGCCGCGGCGAGGCAGCCGCGGCCCGCAGCGAAGGCUCUCGGCGGCGGGCGGCGGCCGCGGCGCCCUCAGAGGGGGCCCGGCGGCGCCCCUCAGAGGGGGCCCCGGCGGCGACCUCAGAGGGGGGCCGCGGCGGGCGCCGCGCGGCGGCGGCCAGGGGGGCAGCCGUGCCGGCGGCACCAGCGGCGCGCCCGGCCCCCACAGCGCAGGCGGCGCCAGCGGCCGGGGCGGCCGCAGAGGCCGCCUUGGCCGCGGCCGCGGCGGCGGCGGCGGCGUCAGCGGCCGCGGCGGCGGCGCACGCGGCGGAGGCCGCGGCGGCGGCAGCGCUGGAGGCACCGGCCGCACGCGCAGCGCCGGCGGCGCCGGCCGCCGCAGCCAAGCCAGAGGGGCCGCCGCCGGCGGCAACCAGGGCGGCGGCGAGCCGCGCGGCCGCCGCCUGGCGCUGA
Molecule: messenger RNA, 1814 nt
Organism: Prorocentrum cordatum
Lineage: Eukaryota; Dinophyceae; Prorocentrales; Prorocentraceae
Source: the annotation of a GenBank genome assembly